AUGCUCUUCAUCUUCCUCAUAGUCUGUCUUCCAACAGCUCAGCUGCAGGACCUCCAGGGCCCCCAGGAGCAGUGUCGUGGUGGCUCCUGUAACCCCCAGCUUGGUGACCUGAUGGUGGGUCGAGCGGCUCAGCUGUCGGCCUCUUCGACUUGUGGUCUGGAUGGACCGCAGAACUACUGCAUCAUCGGAUACCUGGAGGAGGAGCAGAAAUGUUUCACAUGUGACUCUCGCCUGCCAUACAAUCAAUAUAACAACCCGAACAGCCACAGCAUUGAGAACGUCAUCACGACUUUUGACCCCGAGAGAAAACUGAAGUGGUGGCAGUCUGACAACGGAGUCCAUCAGGUGAGCAUCAGACUGGAUCUGGAGACCGUGUUCCAGUUCAGUCACCUGGUCCUCACCUUCAAGAGUUUUCGUCCGGCGGCCAUGUUGGUGGAGAGAUCGAAGGAUUUCGGACGAAGUUGGAAAGUUUUUCGCUACUUUGCAGAAGAUUGUUCACUUCAUUUCCCUUCAGUAUCUGAUCAGCCGGCCGACAGUAUUGACGACGUUGUCUGUGACAGCAGGUACUCCGGACCAGACCCGUCCACUGACGGAGAGGUGGUGCUGAAAGCUCUGGAUCCUAUCUUUGACAUAGAAAAUCCAUAUGCACCGAAUAUCCAAGAUCUGAUCACCUUGACGAAUAUUCGUAUAAACUUCACUCGUCUCUUCACGCUGGGCGACACUCUGCUGGGUCGCAGACGCCGGAACCCUCAGGACAAAUAUUACUACGCCCUUUACAACAUGGUGGUCCGAGGCAGCUGCUUCUGUAACGGGCACGCCAGCCAGUGUACCCCUGUAGACGGAGGACGAGGGGACGUCUUCACCCAGACUGGCAUGGUUCACGGUCAAUGUGUUUGUGAGCACAACACAGCCGGAGAGAACUGUGAGAGGUGUCAGGACUUUCACCACGACUCCCCCUGGAGGCCUGGAGGAGAAAACACAGAUCACAUCUGCAGGAGAUGUAACUGUCUCGGGCACUCAGACUCGUGCCACUUCGAUGACGCUCGUUUCCGAGCAACAGGUGGCGUGAGUGGUGGUGUGUGUGAUAACUGCCGGAAUGACAGGACGGGGCCUCAGUGUGAGCAGUGUCGACCUUUUAUGUAUCAAGAUCCACAAAGAUCGACAGACGACCCGCACGCCUGCAUACCAUGCGACUGCGACCAGGCCGGGUCUCAGGGUGGCGGCCUGUGCGAUGCUCUGAGUGGUCAGUGCGUCUGUAAGGAGAACGUGGAGGGUCCACGCUGCGACCGCUGCAAACACGGUUCCUUCAACCUGAGACAGGAAGACCCGGCUGGUUGUCAAGUGUGCAGGUGUCAUGCUUUGGGAAGUAUCGGAUCAUGUGAUCAGCUGACAGGAAGUUGUGAAUGUGACCGUUUGGCGGUCGGGCCGCUGUGUGAUCGGUGUCUGGCAGGUUUCUGGGGUUUGGGAAACUCUGUGUACAGAUGUUCACCCUGCGACUGUGACAUCGGAGGAGCUCACAGCACCGUCUGUACCUCAGAGGAUGGACAGUGUCACUGUUUACCCAACAUGGCGGGUCGAAGCUGCUCUGACCCCGCCCCCGGGUACUUCCUGCCUGCGCUGGACUACUACCUGUAUGAGGCGGAGCUCGCCGCUCCACUGCAUGGAGGAGGCUCUCCUCCUCCUCCUCCUCCUCCUCCUCCUCCUCCUCCUCCUCCUCCUCCUUCGCCUCCUCCCUUUCCUUCUCCUCCUACUACCCCUGCUCCUCCUCCUUCUUCGCUGCUGAAACCGAUGGUUUUACCUGAGUGUGAGAGGUAUUACAGAGAACAAGGUUACGACAUUAAGUUCUCUAACGGACAAUUCGUUCUGGUUCGGAGGAAUCGACGAGGCGCCCGCCGGAGGAGACAGGGACAGCAGAACAGCAUCCCUCUGGACCCGGGACAGGCCCUGCAGAUAAUUCCCCGUCAGAGGACGAAUGGGCAGCCGAUCACCUGGACCGGCCUGGGGUUCGUCAGAGUAUUGGAGGGGGCGGGGCUUAGGUUCACCGUGGACAACCUCCCGUCAUCGAUGGAUUACCAGCUGGUGAUUCGUUACGAGCCAGAGUCUCCUGAAGAUUGGCUGGCUUCAGUCAGCAUCAUCCCAGUGUCGUUGGGUGAUGGUGGCUGCAGCAGUGACCCAACAGGAACUAAAACUCUGAUUCUUCCCGGAAACUCCAGGGGGAGUAUUCUGGACUCUCCUGUAUGUCUGAACAGAGGUGGUCGGUACUUUGUUGAUGUGGUCUUUAAUAAACAGCCCAGAUCUGACAUCCCCUCUAGCUCACACAUCCUGAUCGACUCAAUGGGUCUGGUUCCGAGCAUCGAGUCUAUUCAAGAUUUCUGCUCCCAGAGCGACCUUGACUCUUUCCGUCGCUUCCGCUGCAUUGGAUUGGCUGCUGAGCUCGGUCCACAGGAGCCACCUCCAAAAGUCUGUGAAGGACUCAUCAAAAGCAUGUCGGCACGAAUCCACAAUGGAGCUGUUCCUUGCAGGUGUAACGUUGACGGCUCCCUUGGACCAUCGUGCAGUAAACUGGGAGGAUUCUGUGAAUGUAAACCCAAUGUGAUUGGACGCUGCUGUGAUACCUGUGCACCGCUUACGUUUGGCUUCGGAGCUGACGGCUGCAGAUCAUGUGAGUGCGACCCACGUGGCUCAGUGUCAGAGCUGUGUGAUCAGGUCAGAGGUCAGUGUGCGUGUCGUUCAGAAGUAACAGGACAACGAUGUGAUCGUUGUCAGACGGGAUUCUGGGGUUUCCCACACUGUCGACCAUGUGAAUGUAACGGACUGUCGGAUGUGUGUGAUGAAGAAACUGGAGAGUGUCUGAACUGCAGGGAGCACGCCACCGGACCAAACUGUGACAGGUGUGUUGAGGGUUACUAUGGUAACCCUGUCUCCAGACAGCCCUGUCAGCCCUGUCUGUGUCCAGACGUUCAGAACAGCGGACGAUUCUUCGCUGUAUCCUGCCAACACGACCCCCAAUCCCUCAGUCUGACCUGUAACUGCAGGGAGGGGCACACAGGUCAACGAUGCGACAGAUGCAGUCCUGGUUUCUUUGGCGACCUGGCUUCACCAGGCUCCAGCUGUCAGGAGUGUCCCUGCAACAACAACAUCGACCCCGACGACCACAAUGCGUGCAACAGACUGACGGGAGAAUGUCUUCGCUGUCUUCACAACACAAUGGGACCACGCUGCCAAGAUUGCAAACCAGGGUACUAUGGCGAUGCCGAGGACCAGGACUGCAAAGAGUGCUCCUGUGACCGGCGGGGAACGGAGGUGACACGUUGUCCCCUGGGGAGUCCCUGUUUCUGUAAUUCAAGGACGGGACAGUGUCCCUGCAGGCCGGGGGUGGUGGGCGUCCUCUGUGACGAGUGUGAGGACGGAUACUGGAAUCUGGAUGGAGCCUCAGGAUGUCAGCCCUGCAGCUGUGAUUCUGCAAACUCUUUCUCCAACAUCUGCAACAAGGUGACAGGACAGUGUCCCUGCCGUCCUGAGUUUGGAGGAAGACAAUGUGAUGAAUGUGGAGAAAAUCAUUUCGGGAAUCCAGACCUGCAGUGUAUCUCAUGUGACUGUAACAUGGAGGGAACUGAACGUCCGUCAUGUGACCCUGAAACUGGCGAGUGUAUCUGUAGGGUCGGUGUCACUGGUAUCUUCUGUGACGAGUGCGCCCCCGGCUAUGACUCGGCAUUCCCGGCCUGCGAGGAGUGCCACCCGUGCCACGACAUCUGGGCCAAAAACGUCAUUGAUGUCCAGCGAGCCGCCCAGAGGAUGAAAACCUACAUCCCUCAGCAUGGUGAAGACCUGCGGCCCAAAGACAGCGGCCAUCGGAAAUCGAUGCUGAGGAUGCACUCCAAGCUGGGCGGUCUGGCCAACCUGACAGAUCUGUCCCUGCCAAAGUUGGAGGAGAUGGAGGAGCUGUGUAUAAGGAUUGGGAAGAUGAAAGACGCCAUCAACCCAAACAUGAUUGUGGUCGACCUGUCUCCUCUACUCAACACAGAAAUCGACAACAUUCGUCUGGAUUUCAAGAAGCUGCUGAACAACCUGCAAGGGAACAUCAUCGAAGAUCCUGACGCUGAAGAUGAAUACCCAGAGGAGCUACUGGAGGAGAUCCAGAAGCUUCAUAAAGACUUCAUGUCGGACGAGAAGAGAGUGAGAAACUCCAAUAAAGCUCUAGAGGACUCCAUGGACACCAGACAGGAAGCCAAACGCAAACUGAACAAAUGCAGCAGCAAUGGAGACCUAGCACCGCUGGACAAGAAGGUCAAAGAGCUCAGCGUGAACAACCUCAAUCGAAAGAUUUGUGGAAGUCCGGGUCUGGAGGACUGUUCAGGAUGCGGUGGAGCUCUUUGUGGUCUGGAUCUUGGCAAAAGGAAAUGUGGAGGUCCAAACUGUGUAGGAGUGGUUCCUGUCAGUCAGAAAGCUUCAGAGACAGCAAACAAAGCCAAGGACCGACUCAAGACACUCCCAUCCAAUCUGCAGGACUCAGAGAAAAAGAUCUCUGAUGCCAAAAGGACAGCUCAGGACACCAAAGACCAGGCCAAAGACCUCCAGGAUAAGAUCAGUGACAACAUGGACUCCAUGGAGAGAGAGAAAGAUAGAAUCAAGGAGCUCCUCAAGCAAGUCAAAGACUACUUGAGGGAUGAAAUGGUUCCUCCAGAGGACAUCGAGAGAAUAGCCCGCGCUGUUCUGGCCAUCCAGCUGCCACGAUCACCUGAUCAGAUCCGAUCAAUGAUCGAUGACAUCAAUAAUCUGCUGUCAAACUUCACCAAUAUCCUGGACGACGUGAAGAACCUGGAGGAGCAAGCCAAGACUGCCCAGGACCUGUUGCAGGAAGCUCAGAAACUCAAGGAGCGGACAAAGGACAUUGAUGUGACGGAGAUCAGCAGAGACAUUUAUGAAGCCGAGAAAGCUCAGGACAAAGCCAACGAUGACCUGGAGGCAGCCAGCCAAGACCUAGACAUGGCCAAAGACAGAAUCCGUGAUGUGGAAGACAAACUGGACGAGAUCGAGACAAAACUGAUGAGUCGUCGACCGGAAGAUUUGCAGGAUGAGAUUGAAGCCCUGAAGAACAAAACUGAACAGAAUAGAGACGCAGCCAAAGACGCCAGAGACGCAGCAGACUCUGCUUUAAACCAAACUACCACCACAGAACCAGAGCUGGACAACGUGAUGCAGCUGUUUGAGCUUUUAAAGCAGAAGAACGCAGAUCAGCCGGUUCAGAGUGACGCCGAAGAACGUCUAAAGAAACUGUUGGAUGAGGCAGAGGACAUGAAGAGAUUUCUGGAGAACAAACUGCGAGAAAUACAAGAUCUGGAAAAGAGGAUCCAGUUCCUGAACGAGAACAAAAUGAAAAAAGCAGAAGAAGUGUCCACGAUGCUGGACAUUGUGGACAAACUGAGAAAGGAUCUCAACAAAAAAGCCGAAGCCUACCUCUCCUGCACAUAAAUACUACUGAGUUCCACAUACUGAAACACAGGUCGUGAUAAAUACUACUAAGCAGUGGUGAAAAAAGAAUACAGGUGCUUUAUUUAAGUAAAAGUACCAAUACUACAAUGUGAGAUUACUCCACUACAAGUAAAAGUCCUGCAUUCAAAACUUAAAAGUACAUAAAAGUACAACAGUAUCAGCAUCAACAUGUACUCUAAGUAAAAGUACUUGUUAUGCAUAAAGGCCCGACUCAGGUUGUCAAAUAUAUUUUAAAUAUAUUAUGAGAUUAUUAUUAUUGAUGCAAUUAUGUAAGCAGCUGUUUCUAAAUUGAUCAUGUCUUUUAUGUUUAAUCUUUGAAAAAAUUACCUGAAAAGUAAUUACAGUUGUGAGCUAAAUGUGGUGGAGUACGGUAAAUAAACAAUAUUUGCCUCGAAAUGUAGUGGAGAAGAAGUAUAAAGUUACAUAAAAUGGAAAUACUCAAGUAAAGUACAAGUACCUCAAAAUUGUACGUAAGUACAGUACUUGAGUAAAUGUACUUAGUUACUACAGAUCCUAUUUCUUAUAUUGUUAAACUUCAGAUUUGUUUGUUUUCGUGUGUUAUAAAACAGUUUUGUUAACAAUUAACUGAUAUUUUUUUCCAACUUGUG
Messenger RNA from Centropristis striata (black sea bass), 6101 nucleotides. It is a transcript of the gene lamb4, whose product is annotated as laminin, beta 4. The record is from RefSeq and is a predicted model, not a curated record. The transcript has 34 exons. NCBI's taxonomy places the organism in Eukaryota, Metazoa, Chordata, Actinopteri, Perciformes, Serranidae. Gene Ontology annotation, cellular component: laminin trimer. Bases 1 to 5472 code for a protein of 1823 amino acids. Gene Ontology annotation, biological process: cell migration; substrate adhesion-dependent cell spreading; basement membrane assembly.